This is a messenger RNA of Cladocopium goreaui, 3981 nucleotides long. The record is from the annotation of a GenBank genome assembly. NCBI's taxonomy places the organism in Eukaryota, Dinophyceae, Suessiales, Symbiodiniaceae.
UUCGACCCGCAACACUUGGUUCAAACCCCACAGUGCUAUUUGUAGGGGCAAAACUGCCUUGAACGUUCUAUGUCAUUCGCCUUUCCUGGGAGCCUUUGGCUGGACCAAGUUUCUCGUUCCGUGGAGUCGGACGUUGCAUGAAGAUUGAGGAUGUUGCCCAGAAGACAAGAGCCAUCAUCAUCUGACAAUGUGACUGCAGUGACAAAGUCGCUUCAGAAGGUUGCUGUGUUUCUGUUGAUGCUGGUAGCGUUGGUUUGUGGCCAUAUUCUUCUUUUCCACUUACGAUCGGUGCUAGUUCCGUUUGUACUUAGUGCACUGGUUGUUUGUGCAGUGGAGCCAACUGUGAACGCCAUCUACCAUGGCUUUUCUGGCAGAAUGCCACCAUACAGGUGGUUCUGCUGCUGUUGCCACAGAAAGAUGAGAAAAGACGCCUUCUACGGCGAGGAGGAGGGUGAAGACCCAGAUCGAGCAGAACUGGAACCUCUGAAUGGACCCACCGAUGAUGAUCCCCUCUGCGAGGGAGCUGCAAGGUGCGCUUCAGUGAGUAUAGCGAUAGGCUUGAUCUUACUGGUAGUCACCGUCCUGGCGGGUUCGCUGCUGGCUGGGGCUUUGCAUCUGCGCGAAAGUUGGUCAAGCUAUUCCCUCGGGGCUGCGAACCUCGUGGCAUGGCUGGAAAGCAUCACUCGGAAGCUGUCCUUGCGGCUGCAGCUUGGGGAGCAGACGGAUGCACACUUAAAUGGGUUCUACUCUCAUUUGUUGGACAAGGGCCAGGCGUUGGUCUCAGCAGUCGUCGAGGAAAUCAUAUCAGAUGUAUCCUCGUGUGUGGUCAGUCUUAUCAUUAUUCUGCUUUAUGUGAUCUUCGGACUCCUUCAUCCUCUUCCUAUCGGUGGCAAAGUGAGCAAUCUUGUCAGAAGCUAUUUGUGGAAGAAGACCCUGGUGUCGCUAUUGUAUGGCUUCUCUGUCUCCGCGCUCUUCUUGUUGCUGAACAAUGAUUUGGCAAUUUUCUUUGGCAUCGUAUCCUUCUUCUUCAAUUACGUUCCCGAAGUCGGUACCAUCAUUGCCAUCAUCAUUCCCAUGCCAGUGAUCUUGUUAGACGGCCGAUUGGCAUCUCCAGCCACCACCUUGAUGAAGGCAACAAUGGGACAAUUAGCGAUGAAAAUCGUUUUCAACAACAUCAUUGAGACAUCCCUAAUCCAAGCAGAUACGGAGAUGAAGGUACACCCAGUUUGGGUCCUGUUGACCAUCAACUACUUUGGCUUCAUUUGGGGCCCAGUGGGGAUGAUGAUUGGCGUUCCCAUUCUGUCAGUUCUGAAGGGCGCAGCGGUGUCUACAAUUGAGCUUGAUACAGAGAAGGAUGACCUGACCAAGGCGUGGGCUGAAUCCUUCUUGGCAUGCUUGGAGGGCCGUCCACAAAAAGCAAGAGAGAAGUUGGAAAUAGCAAUUGGAGCAAUGAGUCUAAAAGCAAGACCUGAAGAGGCCUCCGAAGCAGCACAACCCAAGUUUCUAUGCAGUCGGACGCCGGAGAGAGGCAUGGGCCUGGCGCAGUGCAACGCGUGCGAAAGCUGGUGUCCAGCCAUGGGAUUGAUGUCGCAGACUGAGUGGUGGAUGCUGGCGCUGGCCCAGCCAAAGGCAGGCUCGAAGUCUACGGAGUCCGAUGCGCCUGAUAUGCAGGCAAGCGCAAGCAGCGAAGAUCCCUUCAGCAGUGAAAGAGAGAUGCUGCUGGCUGCAGUGGAAGGUUUGCGAGAAGCGGCAGAGGCCGCCAUGCGACGAGCGGAGGCUGCAGAGGCUGCGUGCUUCGCACCAAUGAAGCUCGCGCUGGAGGCUCACUUGAAGGAGUACAAGGAACACAUGGCAUCUGAGAUUCGAAGUACGCUGCAACAGGAGAUCUCAGAGGCCACUGCAGAGCUGCGUGCAACUGCUCGUGAGCUCUGCGUGCUUUGCCGCUCACCGCUGCAGACUGCCGCUGGUGAGGCUGCGAGUCACGUGCCAGAAGGCUUAAGCUUCACCCCCUGCAGACAGCCAGCAAAGGUGGCAGCCGUUGCAAUGACCUUGGAGCCACAAGAUUUUCCAGUCGUGAUGUGCCAGGCUGCUGAUUUUGCGCCAAGCAGAUUGGAUCCUCAACAUCACACCUUGCCAAGCUUUACACCCAGUGCUGCAGGUUGUAGCUGGCAGAAUCUUUGUCUCGUUCCUCUUCUGAUUGCGCUAAAUCUGACCUUUGCGUUCGUGAUGCAAUGCAUCGCCCGCCACACUCGCAUCUCAGAGACUCUGCGUUUACAAGGAAAACGAUCAGAAGACAAGUACUCUGCAUUUACGGCCCUUCUGCGAGAUCUUUCGGGCGUCCAGAGCGUGAUCCGAUGCUUCAAGCGUGGCUUGGCCCAUGGUCCAAUGAUGUCCAAUGGUAUUCGCAGCGGGCAUGAAACGCUCGUGUCUACACGACAUGUUUGGUUCGGAGGAGGGCAAGCUUACUACAAACUCAAGAUGGAUGAUGAGAAGCGGGACAUUGACAAUCCCGACCAGCGCAUUAGUGACUCCGCUGAGCAGUUUUCCAACAUGAUGUACAUCCUUUUCUCAGGAUUCCUAUCUGCUGUGUUUGGAAUGGUCGCUUGGGCAGGAGUCAUGAUACAGCUAGGAGGUCCAAUGCUUGUCGUGACGUGCAUUGGGAUGGCCUUCCUUCGUCUCCUCUUAUCGAUUAGCAUGUUUGGAAAUGCGCUUGUGGAUGCUUUCAAGGAUAUGCUUGAAACAGGAGCAACCUUUCGAUAUUCUCUCACGCGCAUACGUGAAAAUGCGGAACCUGUCGCCCUUGCGCAUGGCGACCAGGUUGAGGAGAGCCGUUCGCGAAAUCUCUUCAACUCUCACAUCGAUGCCAUUCGAUACAACGCACCUUGGCAGCCGCCAGCUCCAGAUAGCUCCAGCAGACGAUGUGGACACCUUAAGGCCUUGGUGAACAUGCUGUUCACCACCACCUUGGGCAUCAUCGACUUCUUCCCCAUUGCUGGUGCGCUGAAUUUUGGGGAUGCUGUGCGGUGCCAGACAGGAUACAUGCAAGUGGCCAAGGUGAUGGACUUUUUUGCCAACUCUUUCUCCAAAUUGAAGCAGCUGCAAGCCAAUGGCGAGCGAUUGUGGCAGCUUUGGGAAGCUUCAGAUGAGGCCAAUGCGGCUCCCCCAGUGGAUGCCACCAUUCGUUUCGUUGCCAGCGAGGUGUCGGAAGCCUUUGGCUUUGAUUCACUGGUGGUCUAUGCACCUGGUGGCAAGACACCUGUGGCGGGAGUGACUCUGUCAUGCGCCACUGGACAAGGCGUGUUGAUCACUGGCAACUCAGGUAUUGGAAAGUCAUCCAUUCUGCGCGCUAUGGCUGGGCUUUGGUUGACGGGCGAAGGAAGUGUGGCAAAGUCUCCUGGUGCAGAAGUGGUUUUCCUACCGCAGAACUCCUACUUCCCCGUGGGGACCUUACUGGAGGCUGUCAUCUACCCUGCGCACAUUGACGACUCGAAUGGUGCUGAGAAGUGUGGUUUGCAGGUGCAAGCCACGCUUGCUCUGAAGCGAGCCAUGAUGGGCCCAAUUCUACGAAAGUGGGGCUUGCAGGAAGUGCGGGACUGGACCGCCACGUUAUCUGCCGGUGAGCGGCAGCGCUUGGCCUUUGCGCGGCUGUUCAUGAUGUUGGCACUGCGCUCGCGCUGUGAAGAACGACGCAGACCGCAUCAGAACAUCUCCCUGGAAACACACAAGGCGCAGAGCACCACAGCCCUGAGCCGAAUGGCAGGCCUUGGAGGUCCCGGCCAUCAUCCCACGCCACGUUUCGGACGCAGCCUGGGCAACGAGCUGUGGAAGGCGGGUCAAAAGGAGCUCGUGCCCGAGCUGGGUCGCUUAUCGCGUCAGGCUGGACUAAGCUUGGGAGACUUGCAACAAGCCUCGGCUCUCUGCGGCAUCCUUGCUGCAGUAGCCCCAUCCAAGUCCUUGGAGGAGUAUGGAAAGCUAUGGUGA